Messenger RNA from Brassica oleracea var. oleracea, 699 nucleotides. RefSeq lists its product as uncharacterized. The record is from RefSeq and is a predicted model, not a curated record. Lineage: Eukaryota; Viridiplantae; Streptophyta; Magnoliopsida; Brassicales; Brassicaceae. The transcript has 4 exons. Bases 135 to 605 code for a protein of 156 amino acids.
GUCACAAAAAAUGGAACCAAACUUUAUCAGUAUCGAAAUAUGAGUUCCGCUUACCUGUGUUAACCAUGCCGGAGGAGGAACUAGAAUACAGGGACACAUCAUUCUGAUUAACCUAAAAAAACUGGCAGUUGUAAAUGCUCCAUAGAGUGAGCAAGGAGGUGUUGUUCCACCCGGUGUUCAAGCACCUCAAUACCCUCAAGCCUAUGGUUUUCAAGCCCCUCAGGCCUCCGAUUUUCAAGCUCCGCAAGCCCCUGUUUUCAAGCCCCUCAAGCCCCAGGUUUUCAAUCCCCCCAAGCCCCUGGUUUUCAACCCCUCAAUCCCCCGAUUUUCAAGCCCCUCAAGCCCCCUGUUUUCAAGCCCCUCAACUCUACGGUUUUCAAGCCCCUCAAACCCUCACUGUUCCACUUGCAUUUGUUCCCUUUGUUGCUAUUAUUGGUUAUGUUCCUCCGUUUCCUGAUUUGAUGGUUUCUAAUUUCAUUCUUCCUCCAAUCGCUCAUCCUAAUCGUAUUCCUAAUCAUGUUCUUAUACAACGGACCGUCGAAGACAGCUUUCACAUGUUUUCUCUUACAGAUGCAUAUCGUAACUUUUGUUCUCAUUUGUUGUAACCAUAACUAUUAUCUUGUUCUUAUUUGUUCGACCAAAGGAAUCCUAAAUCCUCUUCCGAUAAUUUUAAAUUUUCAGAAUAUGUUCAUUUGCAUG